UUUUUGGACGGCUCUUUUCCUACAUCAAGUUCAAUCUUUCCACACACAUUCCUUCACCACCUUAUCUCUCUCUCUCUCCUAGAAAUCUCCCUCUCUCUCUCUCGCUCGCUCGCUCGCCAUAAUCCAUCAUCUCUCUCUCUCUCUCUCUCUCUCUCUCUCUCUCUCUCCUAGAAAUCUCCCUCUCUCUCUCUCUCUCGCUCGCUCGCUCGCCAUAAUCCAUCAUCACUCAACCUAUCUCUCUCUCUCUCUCUCCUAUAAAUCUCCCUCUCUCUCUCUCUCUCGCUCGCCAUAAUCCAUCAUCACUCAACCUACCUUUUCUUGUUAUACCUUCACUAUCUCAAUAACAAGAAAACUAGGUUUAGUAGCAAUGGAAAGCUAUACGCGUUAUCCGCACGCGCCGAGGGCGGCCGCGGUGGCGAUGGCGCUGGUGUCGGCGAUCGUGCUCUCGCCGCUUUACGUGGAUAGCCGCCUUGAGUCGCGGUGGAGCUCGAGCGGCUUGGUGCUGCCGGCGGUGGUGGUGGGGCUGAUCGUCGCCAUCAAGUCCACCGCUUCUUCCUCUUCUUCGUUGAAAAGAGGCGGUGGACUGGAAUCUGGAGAUUCCGACUCCAUUUUUGGAAUCGGGGGCUCCAGUUUAGGGCUAGCUGGGGUCUUGAUCUUGCUCCUUUUUGUGCUUACGUGGCAGCAAUCUGUGCAACAGUUUUUGUGGAGAUGAAAAUUUUAAGUAGUUUGGUGGUUGCGAUUUGUGGUGGGUGUAAUAAUAUGUUUAUUGAUCUAAGGAAUUGUGGUCUAUACUCUACAUCUAAAUGUUUUGGUUAAAUUUUAACCAUGACUAAUAACAUAUAAUUAAGAAUUGAUUGAUGAUCUCUAAUCGAGGUUAAUAAGGAUAAUUCGAAUGCACUCCCUCUUUCCGCACCCUCUUUCAGCGAUUAGAACUUUUAGAACUUUUUUUUUUUAAUUUUAGCCUGUCAGCAAAUAAGAAUCCUAAUUCAUUUUACUAUAAAUGGUAAUAGAGCGACACAUUUCCCUAAUUAUUUUCACCCAUAUUUCAUUUAAAAUUAAUAUGUAAACUCAUAUUUCAUUUAAAACUAAUAUAUACUAGUGUCACUCAUAUUUCACUAACUUUUUUUACCUAAUUUUCUUAAUAUUUCACUAACUUUUUUUAUCUAAUUUUCUUAAUAUUUCUUAAAACUUGUAUGGAAAAGAAAGGUGAUGAAAAUAGUAUACUAUUACAAUGUGAAAGUAGCCGGAUAAAAAAUAUAAAUGAGAAAUUAUUAUUAAUAGUUUUGAAUUACAAAAGUACUCCUAAAAGAGGCUUCAUGUAUCAAAAUAAGCCCAGUAUAUUAGGCCUUCCACUUAGUCCAGAUUUUAAAUGGGCCGAAAAUGGACCCGCAUCAAAUUACACUUGAAACCCAAAAAUAAGCAUAUACUCCUACAUUUAUUCACACGCAAAUCUACAUGUAUAUGUAAAUCACUUGCAACAGAUUCUGCUAUAAUUAUUGCGGAGGCCGACGCGUUUGGCAGCAUCUCGCGGCGUCUGGAGUUCCGGUGGCAGCUCAGAUCGCCGAUUUCCGGAGAAUUUUUUGGUAUAGAUAUCACUAAGCAACGAGGUGGAAUCAGUUGGUUGCAAGCCAGUAUUUGGAAAAUGGCUGAGGGUGGAGAAGAGGAUAUGCCGAGGGAUGGAAAGAUUGUAAAGGAGUUGCUGAGAUCAAUGAGCAUUGACGAUUAUGAACCCCAAGUCGUUCACCAGUUCUUGGAGCUAUGGUAUCAGUACGUUGCAGACGUGCUGACCGAUGCUCAGAUGUAUUCAGAACAUGCUGAGAAGUCUGUGAUUGAUUCCGAUGAUAUUAAGCUUGCCAUUCAGUCUAAAGUCAAUUUUAGCUUCUCCCAGCCUCCACCACGUGAGGUGCUCUUGGAGUUGGCUCGGAGCAGAAACAAGGUCCCCUUGCCAAAAUCAAUAUCGGGGUGUGGGAUCCCUCUCCCUCCAGAUCAAGAUAUCCUUAUACACCCCAAUUAUCAACUUGCUGUGCCUAAGAGGCAAAGGGAAGAAACUGUGGAUGACGAAGAGCCUGCUGGAUCGAACCCCGGUCAGAAUCAUGAUAAGAGCGAUUUCCCACAAGACCCUUCUCAGCGUGUAUCGUUCUCGCUUGGAACUAAAGACACAAAAUGAUGAAAGGACAGUGAUUCUUUAUGAAUUAAGAUUAUUUUGGACCUUCAGAACCAUUCUUUGGAAUGUAACUGUUAUUUAUUACAAUCUGUUAUAGUCAUUGUUUUGGGCUUCUCAAUAAGGAAAUAAAAAUUGCUUGCUGUUUUGUAGUA
Molecule: messenger RNA, 2316 nt
Organism: Salvia splendens (bonfire salvia)
Lineage: Eukaryota; Viridiplantae; Streptophyta; Magnoliopsida; Lamiales; Lamiaceae
Product: transcription initiation factor TFIID subunit 9
Exons: 3
Coding region: 1370-2167 (265 amino acids)
Biological process (GO): RNA polymerase II preinitiation complex assembly; DNA-templated transcription initiation
Cellular component (GO): transcription factor TFIID complex; SAGA complex
Molecular function (GO): RNA polymerase II general transcription initiation factor activity; transcription coactivator activity; protein heterodimerization activity
Source: RefSeq, a predicted model, not a curated record